This is a messenger RNA of Terrapene triunguis (Three-toed box turtle), 690 nucleotides long. RefSeq names its product mesoderm posterior protein 2-like. The annotation marks the transcript as partial. The transcript is spliced from 3 exons. Gene Ontology annotation, cellular component: nucleus. NCBI's taxonomy places the organism in Eukaryota, Metazoa, Chordata, Testudines, Emydidae. Gene Ontology annotation, molecular function: protein dimerization activity; DNA-binding transcription factor activity, RNA polymerase II-specific; RNA polymerase II cis-regulatory region sequence-specific DNA binding. The record is from RefSeq and is a predicted model, not a curated record. Gene Ontology annotation, biological process: regulation of transcription by RNA polymerase II; somite rostral/caudal axis specification; heart morphogenesis.
GGCGGCGGGCAGAGGCAGAGCGCCAGCGAGCGGGAGAAGCUGCGCAUGAGGAACCUGUCCAAGGCUCUCCACACCCUGCGACGCUACCUGCCCCCCUCGGUGGCACCGGCCGGCCAGAGCCUGACCAAGAUCGAGACCCUGCGCCUCGCCAUCCGCUACAUCUCCCACCUGUCGGAGCUGCUGGGGCUCAGCGAGGAGACGCUGGCCCAGAGGAGAGGGGGCCCACGCCGGCACUGCCCCCUCUGCCCCGAGGGGCUGGGUUGCUGCCAGGCCAGGACCCCUGGCCUCCGGGCAGCAUCUCCAGCCCCGUGGGAGGGGUCCCCUCCGGCCGCAGAGUCCUGGGUGUCGUCCACCUGCUGCCCUGCCGCAGGGACACCCCCCGAGCCGCACAGGGCACUCAGCACAGACACAGCCUCUUGGCUUUCGCCCCCUUACUGCCCUGCCACAGGGACACCCCCCGAGCCGCACGGGGCACGAAUCCUGGAUGCGGGGCCGAUGCUGCUGCCAGCUGAGUUUGCAGACAUGGGUCUGUCCUCCCAGGUUCCACCAGCACCAGAGACAAUCCUGUACUGCCGGGUGGGGAGACAGCCCAGCCAGAGGGGAAUCCCGGCUGCAGGCCUACAGCUCACCCCACAGCCCUGCCUCUCGCUCCAAGGGAGCCCCUGGGCCUGCAGCUCCCCCUCCUGCUGA